GUUGUUAUCAUCCGUCCUUUGAACUUAUUUUGAAAAUGGUUCCGUACCAUACAGAUCGGAGAGAUACUCUACGUUGUCACAUCAACUAAGAUUUUCAGAUUGCGAUUUCAAAAAUAUCUAUAAUAUAAAUGCCUAGGAGAAAAGCUAAAUCAGUAGACCCUACAAAGGUGUUAGAAGCUAAAAUAAAUGAAUUUUGUGCCGAUGAAGAAAAGUACAUUGAUUUUUUAAAUCGUUCAAAUUUAUGGAUGAAAUCUAAUGCAGAACAAUUAGAAAAUCUUCUACAUUCAACGGUCCAAUACUCAAGUUUCAACUUUACUUAUGAUGAUUUUAAAGCUGCUUUAUCAUCAUUAAAUUGCCCAUUUACAAAGUUUGAAAUCGAUGUGAUUACAAGAUUACUGGAUAGAAAUAAAAAUGGUUUUAUUGAUUAUGACGAUUUAACAUGCAGCUUAACAGAGCUAAGCCUUGAAAAUGGAAGUUUGAAAAAACUAAACAUUGAUCGAAUAGAGAAAUCGGAUAGAGGAUCGGUUAUUUGCAAAUUUAAUUGUUUAAAUUGUCUCAAUGUUCUUGAGUGCCCAUUACAUUUUGAGAAAUUAAUUUCACUGAAUACAUUCACUGAAGGUUUAAUCAGUAUUAUACGUCAUGAAACAUUGCUAUGGUUACCAAAGAUUUCCAUAUUUUUAAGUGCAAAUGCUCAGCCUGAAAGUGAACUACUACCCGAAUUAAUGUUAAGUGACUAUGAUAUAAAAAGUGGUGCAAUAUACGAUCCACCGAAAUUGGAUUUAUUCUAUCAAAUUACUGGUCAAGUAUUGUCAGAUGAUCAUUAUACCAUUGAAAUAUUAGAUACACUUGACACUUUACAAGCUGAUGCUGUUUUAUGGUCGAAACUUGUGUUAGAAAAUAUUAAAUUUCAAGAAAAUGUACCACAAAAUGUCAAACUACUUGAUAAUACAAAAAGUAGUAUGCAAACUUUGAAGUAAAAUUCACCAUAAAUCUGUAAACAAUCUCUGUAAAUACUGUUUAAUGAUCGAUUCCUAUUAGACAAAAUUAUCUGGGUUGCCACUGUUUAGUGAUGUCUUUUCUAGUUUAUCUGUUUCCCUAUCUACACUAUCCUCAGAACAUAAUAGUUUCACUCUGUGACUGAAACAUUUACCCAAAUUUAUUUCGUACUAAAGAUAUGUAAAAAACUCUGGAUAUUGGCUCACUGACCGACACAUAUAUUUUUUUUCGAAAUAUAUUUCUUUUAAUGGAAUCAUCAAUCUCUCUACAAACCAGGACGUCAACGAGAACUAUACUAUUAUCAAUCUCCUCUUCACUGGUGAAUUGAAUAGUUAAGUGAACGUUAGUAAAACUGUUCAACAGCUGUUGUUUGUUAUUACUAUCAUCAUACACGAUCAGUGUGCCAUCUAUGUAUCGACAAUAAUCAUCUAGCUAAAUCAAUAUGUCUUACAAAAGUUAAUUUUGCAGUUUGACUGGAAAACUAUCAACGAAGAUCUGAUCUGUUGGAGAUCCAAUCGCUACUCCAUGUGCGUUUCAACAGAAGCUCCUUCAAUUUACUUACUCAGAUUGAUAUUGCUGUAUUGUUGCCUUGAAGUUGUUUACCUACGUAUUCGACAGUUUCUAUCAGUUGAAAUUUUUGUGAACAAAAAGUAUAUGCCUAGUGAUAACAUGGUUUUGUCUUUUAUUUUCAUGUUUUUAUUUUUUUGAAUCCCCAAGUUCUAAUAUGUUUUUAACGCUGUACCUGAAGAAUUUAUUGUGACAUUCAGCACUUAAAUGUCAUAUUUUUGCAUACCUUUCCAUCACUGACAAUACCCUUGAGAAAAUACGUUUCCUUUUCAAUUAAUUCUCAGUUUAAUUUCCUAGUUCGAAUUGUUUGAAAACUCUAAUUAAUUUAAUUUCAAUGCUUCAUUUCAGAAUUUUUGUUUCACAAUGUCUAGCAAAUGGCAGAUCGAUAGUUUUCUUAUUUGAGAAUUUACCCAAAUUGCAUUUUACUGUGGACAGAUCUCACUAGAUAAACCUCUUGUCUUUAAUUUUUCACAACGAGGAUGUCAUUAAAUGUCA
This is a messenger RNA of Schistosoma turkestanicum, 2058 nucleotides long. Lineage: Eukaryota; Metazoa; Platyhelminthes; Trematoda; Strigeidida; Schistosomatidae. The record is from the annotation of a GenBank genome assembly.